Durio zibethinus is the source of this 1681-nucleotide messenger RNA. RefSeq names its product phytoene synthase 2, chloroplastic. Gene Ontology annotation, molecular function: squalene synthase [NAD(P)H] activity; geranylgeranyl diphosphate synthase activity. Gene Ontology annotation, biological process: biosynthetic process. The record is from RefSeq and is a predicted model, not a curated record. Lineage: Eukaryota; Viridiplantae; Streptophyta; Magnoliopsida; Malvales; Malvaceae.
AGGUUAGGAGUGAUGGGGCAUAUUCUUGAAAGCUAUUACUUACGGGGGAGACUGUUCUUUGCCCUUUGGGUAAGAGCAGCUGUGAAUGUCCUUUGUCUUUGGAAACAUCAAGAUAGAAAGUUGUUGCCAUUUGCUUCAAACAUUUUAAGCUCAAAUUCAGAAAUGAAACCACUGGUUCUUUGACUUCCCUCCAUUUGCUCGUGCCUAUCGCCUAACAUCCAAGCCAGAAACAAAAACAAAAACAAAAACUGACCCGAAGACAUAAUUGGACUGCUCUUUCGACAUGGCGGGUGUUCUUCUUUGGGUCAUAAGUCCCAAAGAGAAUGCGACAGCUUUACUUAGUUUGAUACCGAGGAGUGGGAAACAGAAGAGGUGUAGGUUAUGUCCAGGACUGAAGUUCUCAACUGGGUUCUCAGCCAUUUCAAGUGCAGUUGCUAACCCAGCAAGAUCUGCAGAGGAGAAGGUUUAUGAGGUGGUGUUGAAGCAGGCUGCCUUGGUUAAAGAAAAGAGGCAAAAGAAAGCUUUGGAUUUGAAAAGAACAGAUGAAACUGAUGGUAUGACAGAUUGGGAUCUGUUGAAUGAAGCUUACGAUAGGUGUGGUGAAGUCUGUGCUGAGUAUGCUAAGACUUUCUACUUGGGUACAUUACUUAUGACACCAGAGUGCCGGAGAGCCGUUUGGGCAAUUUACGUGUGGUGUAGAAGGACUGAUGAGCUUGUGGAUGGACCUAAUGCUUCACACAUUACACCCAGCGCUCUUGAUAGAUGGGAGAAAAGAUUAGAUGACCUUUUUGAAGGUCGCCCAUAUGAUAUGCUUGAUGCUGCUUUGUCUGAUACUGUCUCAAAGUACCCUGUAGACAUACAGCCAUUCAAGGACAUGAUAGAGGGAAUGAGACUGGAUUUAAAGAAAUCGAGAUAUCAGAACUUUGAUGAGCUCUACCUUUAUUGUUACUAUGUUGCUGGGACAGUGGGACUAAUGACCGUUCCAGUAAUGGGGAUUGCACCUGAAUCGAAGGCAUCGACAGCCAGUGUCUAUAAUGCUGCAUUAGCCCUUGGAAUUGCUAAUCAGCUUACUAAUAUACUUAGAGAUGUUGGAGAAGAUGCUAGGAGAGGAAGAAUAUAUCUACCACAAGAUGAACUGGCACGUGCUGGCCUAUCGGAUGAUGACAUAUUUUGCGGUGAAAUAACAGACAAGUGGAGAAAUUUUAUGAAAGAUCAAAUAAAACGAGCAAGGAUGUUCUUUGAUGAGGCUGAAAAAGGUGUUGCAGAGCUAAAUGCUGCUAGCAGAUGGCCAGUGUGGGCAUCACUGUUGCUAUAUCGACAGAUACUAGAUGCCAUUGAAGAAAAUGACUAUAACAAUUUCACCGAAAGAGCUUAUGUAGGGAAAGCAAAGAAAUUUGCGUCACUUCCAGUGGCCUAUGGAAGAGCACUUAUGGGCACUUCCAAAUUGUUCUGAGUUGUCAUUUGCUUGAAUUAUUUUUCCUUUCUCCUUUUUUUUUUUAUGUUUUUGUUUUUGUUUUUUGUUUUUAUGUUCAUUUGUUUUGAUUUCUACAAUGCAACAAGUCAUUCGUCUGUAAAUUGUUUUUACUGAUUUGGUUGGUAAAAGUAAGAUGGUAUGGGCGCAGUUAAAAUCUGUAAUAUGUUUCAAGUUCAAUCAAGCAUGAAAUAAAAAGUUUAUGCACUA